AUGCCAAGACCAAGAGUUUCAGAGUUGUCUCAGAGGCAAGCUCCAAGGCUGAGGACAUCAUCAUCUGCUUCUGUCUCGAGUCAUCCCAACCGUCUGAUCACUACUGACCGGAGUUCUAAGCUCGGUCUUGACCAUAGAUCUCCUAGGAGCGGUGGACCUCACAGUGAUCCGCUUGGUCAGAAGAAACUUGGGGGCCGAAUAUCGGAUCUAGAGUCGCAGUUAGGACAAGCACAAGAGGAGCUGCGAUUGCUCAAAGAGCAGUUGGCUAAUGCUGAAGCUGUCAAGAAACAAGCUCAAGAUGAGCUUCAUAAUAACAAACCUAAGAAACCGAACCCGCCGGCUCUGAUGGAGGGAUCUGCAACUGAGGCGGAUAAAAUCGACAGAGACGAGAUCCCCGGAGAUACGCAGAAAGAGACUGAUGUGUUUGAGGUUCCCGUUGAAAAGAUUGCGGUAGUAGAAGACGAAGAAGUUCCGAAAAGCGGAAAUGAAGAAGCCGAGAAAUUGGCUGCGAAGGAAGAUGAGAUCAAGAUGUUGAAAGCUAGAAUGUAUGACAUGGAGAAAGAACAUGAAUCACUAGGCAAAGAAAACGAGAGCUUGAAGAAUCAGUUGAGCGAUUCGGCAUCAGAAAUGUCUAAUGUGAAAGCUAAUGAAGACAAGAUGGCAUCGAAGGUGUGUCGGAUUGGGGAAGAGUUGGAAGAAAGCAGAGCAAAGACAGCUCACCUGAAGGAGAAGCUCGAGUCGAUGGAAGAAGCAAAAGACGCUUUAGAGGCUGAGAUGAAGAAGCUUAGGGUUCAGACCGAGCAGUGGAGGAAGGCGGCUGAUGCUGCAGCUGCGGUUCUUUCUGGAGAGUUUGAGAUGAACGGUCAGGAUCGAUCUGGGUCAGCUGAGAAGUGUUUUGCAGGUGGAUUGUUUGAACAGGCUGGGUUCAUGGAACCGCCCGGGAUGGCUGAUGAUUCCGAUGAUGGAUUGGGAAGUGGGAAGAGGAAGAGCUCCGGGAUGAAAAUGUUUGGUGAGUUGUGGAGGAAGAAAGGGCAGAAGUGA
Molecule: messenger RNA, 1041 nt
Organism: Thlaspi arvense
Lineage: Eukaryota; Viridiplantae; Streptophyta; Magnoliopsida; Brassicales; Brassicaceae
Source: the annotation of a GenBank genome assembly